This is a messenger RNA of Cladophialophora psammophila CBS 110553, 3792 nucleotides long. RefSeq names its product myosin-1. Lineage: Eukaryota; Fungi; Ascomycota; Eurotiomycetes; Chaetothyriales; Herpotrichiellaceae. Bases 1 to 3792 code for a protein of 1263 amino acids. Gene Ontology annotation, biological process: vesicle transport along actin filament; endocytosis; actin filament organization. Gene Ontology annotation, cellular component: actin cytoskeleton; plasma membrane; vesicle. Gene Ontology annotation, molecular function: actin filament binding; microfilament motor activity; ATP binding. The record is from RefSeq and is a predicted model, not a curated record. The transcript is spliced from 3 exons.
AUGGUCAGUGGUCAAACAAAGCGCCGCGAAGGCAAGACCUCUCGCGCCCCUAAAUCUUCUCUUUUCGGUGGCGGCAAGUCGACACACGCGGAUGCCGGGCAGCCCCAGAUCAAAAAGGCAACCUUUGAGAUCACAAAAAAGAAGGAAGUGGGCGUUUCAGAUCUCACGCUGUUGAGCAAAGUUUCCAAUGAGGCCAUCAACGACAACCUCAAGAAGCGCUUUGAGCAUGGCGAGAUCUACACCUAUAUCGGCCAUGUGCUGGUCUCGGUCAACCCUUUCCGUGACUUGGGAAUCUACACAGAGCAGGUCGUCCAAAGUUACCGAGGGCGAAACCGUCUCGAGGUCCCACCCCACGUGUUUGCCGUCGCAGAGUCAGCCUACUACAACAUGAAGGCCUACAAAGACAACCAAUGUGUCAUUAUCUCGGGCGAGUCGGGCGCAGGCAAGACGGAAGCUGCCAAACGCUUGAUGCAGUACAUCGCCAGCGUCUCUGGCGGAAGCGAUUCCAGAAUUCAGAGAACCAAAGACAUGGUCCUGGCUACCAAUCCGCUCCUCGAGUCCUUCGGCAACGCCAAAACACUGCGAAAUAACAAUUCCUCUCGCUUUGGAAAAUACCUCGAGCUUGAGUUUAACGAACAGGGUGAGCCUGUGGGGGCCAAAAUCACAAACUAUCUGCUGGAAAAGAGCCGGGUGGUGGGACAGAUCACGAACGAGAGAAAUUUCCACAUUUUCUAUCAAUUCACAAAAGCCGCCCCGAAAGAGUAUAGAGAUGCCUUCGGUGUUCAGCAACCUCAGUCGUACGUAUAUACGAGCAGGUCGAAAUGUUUCGAUGUACCCGGAAUAGACGAUGCGAGCGACUUCCGGGAAACCCUCAACGCCAUGCAGAUUAUUGGUCUGUCCAAGGCUGAGCAGGACAAUAUCUUCCGUCUUCUGGCAGCCAUUUUGUGGAUUGGAAACAUCACGUUCAGGGACAAUGAUCAAGGAGGCGUCAAUAUUGCAGACGAAUCCGUGGUGGACUUUGUCGCCUACCUCCUAGAAGUCGAGUCUGCUCAUGUGCACAAGGCCAUGACGGUCAGAAUCGUCGAAACAGCCCGUGGUGGCGGACGCCGAGGGUCCAUCUACGAAUCACCCUUGAACCCAGUCCAGGCUAAUGCGGUUCGAGACGCUCUUGCCAAAGCCAUAUACUUCAAUCUGUUUGAUUGGAUUGUGGCGCGUACCAAUGUUUCACUGAGAUCCCAGGGCACAGUGAAGAACACGAUUGGCAUCCUCGACAUCUACGGAUUCGAGAUCUUUGAGAAGAACUCGUUCGAGCAGCUGUGUAUCAACUACGUCAACGAGAAGCUGCAGCAAAUCUUCAUUCAAUUGACAUUGAAAGCCGAGCAGGAAGAGUAUGCCCGUGAACAGAUCCAGUGGACUCCCAUCAAGUAUUUCGACAACAAGGUCGUCUGCUCUUUGAUCGAGGACAAGCGGCCACCCGGUGUUUUCGCUGCUCUCAACGACGCUUGCGCAACAGCUCACGCAGAUUCCGGAGCGGCCGAUCAAACCUUUGUUGGCCGACUGAAUUUCCUUUCCAGCAACCCCAACUUUGAGAGCAGACAGGGUCAAUUUAUCAUCAAGCAUUAUGCCGGUGAUGUGAGCUAUCAAGUUGUGGGAAUGACGGACAAGAACAAGGAUCAGCUGCUGAAAGAUCUGCUAAAUCUGGUCAGCGAAAGCUCAAAUGGAUUUGUCCAUGAGCUAUUCCCAAAUCAAGUCGAUCAGGAUGACAAGCGACGACCUCCAACUGCUGGGGACAAGAUUAAAAUAUCCGCGAAUGAACUGGUUGAUACCCUCAUGCAAGCCCAGCCGUCUUACAUCCGAACUAUCAAACCCAACGAGAACAAGUCGCCCAAAGAAUACAACGAGCCUAAUGUGCUCCACCAGAUCAAAUACCUGGGUCUGCAAGAAAACGUUCGCAUCCGGCGAGCUGGUUUCGCCUAUCGUCAAACGUUUGAUAAAUUUGUGGAAAGAUUCGCCUUACUGUCGCCUAAACUGUCAUACGCCGGAGAAUACACCUAUAGAGGAGAUGUUAGGACUGCGUCGGAAAUUAUCUUCAAAGAUACAAGCAUUCCAAAAGAGGAAUAUCAGAUGGGUGUAACCAAAGCAUUCAUCAAGACUCCCGAGACAUUGUUCGGACUAGAGCAUAUGAGAGACCGCUAUUGGCACAACAUGGCAGUCCGCAUUCAAAGAGCUUGGAGAAACUAUCUGCGCUACCGGGCUGAAGCUGCCACCAGGAUUCAAAGGUUCUGGCGCAAAUCCAAGGUUGGCGUUAAAGAGGUUGAAUUCCGAGAUCAAGGACACAAACUCCUGGCUGGUCGGAAGGAACGUCGCAGAUACAGCCUGCUUGGUUCAAGACGUUUCUUUGGCGAUUACCUCGGUCUCAAUAUGCCGGGGGGUCAGGGCCGUGUGCUGAGGGAUGCAAUCCAUCUCAAUCCUCAGGAGCGCUGUGUGUUCUCGGCGCGUUGCGAGCUGUUAGUCACAAAAUUCGGACGAUCCUCGCAGCGGAUGCCCAGGAUUCUUGUCCUGACCCCCAAAUCGGUUUACAUCAUUGUGCAGGCCGUUGUGAACCACCAACUUCAAAUCUCUGCUGAGCGGACAAUCCCUAUCGGCGCGGUGAAAUACAUCUCGUGCUCGAACCUGCGGGAUGACUGGUUUGCACUGGGCAUCGGGUCUGCUCAGGAGCCAGAUCCUCUCCUCAACUGCGUUUUCAAGACUGAAUUCUUCCUGCAAUUCAAAACGGUCGCGGUCGGCGGAAUGAACCUCAAAAUUGGAGCCCAGAUUGAGUACAACAAGAAACCAGGCAAACCUGUUGUGGUCAAAGUCCAAAAAGAUCCAGCAAUCGCUCGGGACGACGUGUACAAGUCAGGAACGAUCCACGUUCCGCAAGGAGAAUCUCCAAACUCAGUUUCGAGACCGACUCCGCGAGCCAAAGCAAUUGCCAGGCCUAUCACCACUGGUAAGUUGCUCAGACCGGGGGGACCAGGAGGGCAGCCAGCGAAGACGGGCGCUAGACGACCUGUACCCGCAGCCAGACCAGCAGCGCAAACUCAUCGUCCCGUUCCAACGCCAGCUGCUGCUCAUGCCCUUCCUCAGCAUGCCAACGGUCCUUUCUCGCACGCUCGAAACGAUUCGGGAUCAUCAUGGGGCCGGACCGCCCCUCCACCGCCCCCGCCCCCUCCCCCGGCUGCAGCUCCCGCCCCAGUGCCAUCCACACCUCAAGCUAAAGUUAAGUACGACUUCAACUCACCCAAUGCGAAUGAACUGUCCAUCAGGGCAGGAGAGAUUGUGGAAAUUGUGCAGAAAGAGAACAACGGCUGGUGGCUCUGCAAGAACCCUCAAACCAACACGCAAGGUUGGACACCGUCGGCCUAUGUAGAGGAGAUUGAGCAGGCGCGCCCCGCACCUCCGCCGCCUCCGCCGCCCCCAGCUGCACACCAUCGCCCGGUCCCUACGCCAUCAGUUGUGGUCAACGGAGGCCCGAAGCCUGGGACGCCGCCGGUUGGUGGCAGAGCGAAACCGACACCUCCCGCACCACCGGCCAAGCGACCAGUUCCCGGAGCCAGAAAACCUGACGCCUCCCCAGCCAGGGAUAGUGCAGUGGGUUUGGGUACGAACAGCGGGACCAAUUCAGGGCGGGCCACACCGAGUAGCAUGGGAGGCGGUAGUCUAGCUGGUGGAUUGGCUGAGGCAUUGAGGGCCAGGCAAAGUGCGAUGAGCGGGAGAGACAAGGACCGCAACGAAGACGACGACUGGUAG